Hippocampus zosterae (dwarf seahorse) is the source of this 3262-nucleotide messenger RNA. Its product is annotated as ankyrin repeat domain-containing protein SOWAHA-like. The transcript has 5 exons. Bases 70 to 2466 code for a protein of 798 amino acids. Gene Ontology annotation, molecular function: protein binding. The record is from RefSeq and is a predicted model, not a curated record. Lineage: Eukaryota; Metazoa; Chordata; Actinopteri; Syngnathiformes; Syngnathidae.
UCCUCUGACACUCCACCAACUCCCGACCUUCGAAACCAACAAGGAGCGAAAGCCCGCAACCAAAAAAAAAUGGACACGGGUUUCUCUCAAGACUCGGUUUUACGUUUUCUCCAGAGCAGAGGAGGCUCGGUGAAAAAUGCCGACCUGCUCCUCCACUUCAAGGGCUUCCUGCGGGAUCACGCCGACCAGGUUCGUAACCGCGAACUCUUCAAAAAGUUCGUCAACUCGGUGGCCACGGUGAAGCAGGAGCACGGCGUGUCGCACGUCGUUCUCAGGAAGAAAUUCAGAGGUUCGGGACCGAGUGGCGUCGGAACCGCGGCUUCCGGGACGCGCGAGCGGAGUCCCGCCGAGCCACCGCCGCCGCCGCCGCCGCCCUUGAACCCGGCUUGGAGCAAAGAAAAAGUUCGUCACAAACCCCGUCCCGGAGAGGAGGCAGCAUCCGCUGACGUGAACAAAGUCCUCCCGGCGGCUGGUAUCGUGCUCAACAACAACAACAACACCGUCGAAAGCAAUUUGAACUUGACGCUGGAACCGAAGCAAGUUCCCCGAGCCGAAGCAGCUGCGGCGGUGAGUCGAGCUCAAAUCUCAGCCGAAACACACCCGAGGCCCCAAGGUGCCGCUGUGGGACAGAGUCAUCCCCGAGCCUCGGUCCCACACGGACAAAUCACCCAGCGGGUGUCACCUCCCGGACCCCCCGAAACCAAAAACGGGGGGCUUCCUCAUGACGGUCUAAAGGCUCCGCCGCGCCACACGAGAAACCGGCAGAGCUACAAAACCGCAGUCUCGCAUGAUGAUGACGACGACGACGAUGACGAAGGGCUCAAGAUGAACCUAAGCACAUCAGGAGUUGGACCUCUCAGGGGUCCUCUUGCGCCCCUCGCCGAAUCCUCCACAAGCCAUUCCGUUGCCUCCUCGCCGACGGAGAGGAUCGUUCCAAUGAUUUCUAUCCAGAAUGUGGCAGAAGGAGAGCCGCGGCUAAGAGGACCAAAGCCGAGUACGGCCGUGGUCCCGGUCUCGAUGCCCGACCGGCGUAGUCUACCCGCAGAUUGCUCCUUACUGUCUCCAAAUCCGGCUGAAGACGAGGGGAGGCGCUACUCGCAGCCCGCGGGUGUGGUUCCCGAGCCCGGACGUGAUUGGAGUCCAAUUGAAAGGACGACGCUCUCGAGCAGCCACGGCAGCGUCUUCUCCUACGCGCCGGACGCCGGCACCACUGACAAGCUGCCGUUCUUCGCAGGCGCUCCGAUGGAGGCUUUCAAAACUCAACAGGUCCUUCGGCGACCCCCCGGGACAAAGCGUCACGAUGAACUGAAGGUCGGCGGCGCACCCUGGCACCACUCGAUGGGCGAUCUCCUCGACGAGCGGGCAUUUGAUGCCCACGUGGCGCCGUUCCAUCGCUCCACGGAGCAUCUCGAGCAGCGCUGUGCGCCCACAGGAGUUCCGUGGCACCACUCCUCAGGUGAUCUGCACGACACCCGCCAAUCAAGCGACUCCCCGGCCGCGUCGCGGCGGCGGGGCCCGUCGCUCGCCAGGCGCGUCGGCGGUCGGCUGAGCGGCCGCAUGUGCCGCAGCAUGGGCGCCGACCUCAACCAGCUCCUGCGGGAGGACGAGGAGCCCGAAGAUGGAGCGGGCGGGAACGAAGCGGCCAGGCGGCGCCGCCUCCACCGCAUCUCGUCCUCGCUGAGCCUUCGCUACAACCUGUCGUCGUCCUCGCUGUCGUCCUGCUCCUCGCCGUCUCGCUGCGACAGCUUGGCUGACUUGGCCGAGGGGGUGAAAGCCAAAGGGAAGACCGCCGCCCAUCACCAAAGCCACAGUCGGCAGUCGUUGGUUCCGCUGGAGCCCAGAGAACACGCCUGGCUGGUGAAAGGGGCGUCGGGAGCUUGGCCGGACGUCUACUCGCUGUUCCGCGAGGACUGCACUCUUCUCAACAGACGGGACUUCAUCUCCGGUUUCACGGUGCUGCACUGGAUCGCCAAACACGGCGACCAUCGAGUCCUCAACACACUCUGGUACGGUGUGCAAAAGGCCGGUUUGGCCUUCGACAUUAACGCCAGGUCGUCGUGCGGACAAACGCCGCUUCACGUCGCCGCCAUCCACGCCAACAAGAACAUGAUACGCCUGCUGGUCAACAAAUUCGACGCCGACGUGAAGUUGAGGGACACGGCCGGGAAGAAGCCGUGGCAAUACCUGAGCCCGAGCGCGCCGCAGGACGUCUUGCGCUUGUUGGGAGCGCCCACGCGCCACGUCGCCGACGGCGGAGGGGAAGCGGGAUCCCCCGCAGGGGAAGGCGGGGACCAACGGAAGCCGCAUCAGCGCCGACGCCAGCGGCGUCACCGCCUGUCCUUCGCCCCGCAGGACCAGAGGCCCAGGACCGUCUCGGGCACUAAAGUCAAGCGCUCGUCAUCAAUCGCCGCCUUCUUAAAGCACAAGUCACUGGCUCGCUUUCACGGGGACAAGUCUGACAGCUAAGGCGCACCGCCGUUGCCUUUUGGAAUUUUUUUCCAACUGCUUGAUUGACAAACACACCUGCACUUGCCUCGUUUUCCAAAAUUCUCCGCAAAUGUGGAGAGCUUUUUCAGUAAUUUUUCCAUUUCCUUGACAUCUGGCUGAAGUCCUGUCGGGGAAGCAAAUUCGGCACUUCCUCACACUGCCCCCCCCCUCCUCCACCCCCACUACUCUUUGACAUUUCUGCACACCAGGAGGGAAACUUCGGAGCGCUAGUUGGUCAACUACACGUUACUCUUGAAGCAACCCCACCCCCCAACCCCCCCCCCAAAAAAAACCAGGCUCUCUUUUAAUCUCGCACUACGUUUCCACAAAGUGUGAGGCCCCAUUUUAAAGUGUUCAUAUUUUUUAAAGAGUUGUUCAUCAUUCCAGUCGUUCAACUGAUCGAAUGCUGUGCUAAAACACAUUAGCCUGCUAACAUGGUGCCUUUUAACCUCUGAAAUUGAUGUCGUCUUCAUUUAAUGCGGUGGUUGUUUUCAUCUGGGUGUUAGUUUCCGUUCUCCUCUCGAUGGCUCGACUUCGGGGUUGAAGAAAACGCUGAUGCGACCAAGUACUCGGCGUUUAUGCGUCACGGUAUCGAACCUGUUGGAAACGUCAGCCGUGUAAUUCUCCAUCCAUUUUAUGCAAUCAUCACUUGUUGAUGUGUCGACUGUACUGAGCAGUAUUUUUAUUCGUCUUUGGCUGGACAACGUUCACAGCGUAUUAAACGUAUUUCUCAAAUGGUUGCGUUUCUGUGAAGAACCACAAUCAAAAUGCCUGA